Eurytemora carolleeae is the source of this 793-nucleotide messenger RNA. RefSeq names its product calcium channel flower (gene fwe). The record is from RefSeq and is a predicted model, not a curated record. Gene Ontology annotation, cellular component: membrane. Lineage: Eukaryota; Metazoa; Arthropoda; Copepoda; Calanoida; Temoridae. Gene Ontology annotation, biological process: vesicle-mediated transport.
UGAAUCUUAUAAAACAAUGAACUGAUCCAGGCCCCGUUCUGCUGCAUGUUCCUGGAGCCCGUGAAGAAGUUUGCGAUAAUGGUGGAGAACCGUCCUCCCUGGCAGAAAUCUAUUCUUUAUGUCACGAGCGAGUAAUGCAGAGAUGGCUGCUGCUGCCCGCGGAAACACAGAGCCGGACGAAAAAAAUAUAAUGGAUGACAGUGAUUGGCAGUCAAACCCUUAAAUAAACCAAACCAAACUCAUCGACGCCAUCUUGACGGAAAAAAAACUCAGCUGAUUUGACUUAUUCUGAUAACUGAACCUUAAGUAGCUCUCAUGGUUCGUACUAUUUGAAAACACAUUUUUAAAAUACUCGAUGAUGUAUUUGUUUAAAUACACAGCUGUUUGACAAUAUUUGUAAAUACUCCUCCUCUUUCCCUCUCCAGACCCCUCUCAACCCAAUUCUUCCAAUUCAUACCAGAAAACAAUAUCACCCAGAUCUCUUCCCCUCUCCAGACCCCUCUCAACCCAAUCCUUCCCAUUCAUACCAGAAAACAAUAUCACCCAGAUCUCCUCCUCUUUCCCUCUCCAGACCCCUCUCAACCCAAUUCUUCCCAUUCAUACCAGAAAACAAUAUCACCCAGAUCUCUUUAAAUGUAAUAUUGUGAAAAGUAGGUUCCUUAAAACAGUAAAUUUUGUAAUUUCAAAAUUAUCGGUAAAUCAAUCAAAAUGGACUUUUCAUUAAAAAAAAAUAUUUAUUUAAAAACUUGAAAUUUUCUUGCAGAACGUUUAGCAACGUUGUCCUAAUUUAAUU